Messenger RNA from Catharus ustulatus (Swainson's thrush), 429 nucleotides. Its product is annotated as feather keratin Cos1-1/Cos1-3/Cos2-1-like. Gene Ontology annotation, cellular component: intermediate filament. The record is from RefSeq and is a predicted model, not a curated record. Gene Ontology annotation, molecular function: structural constituent of cytoskeleton. Bases 1 to 429 code for a protein of 142 amino acids. Lineage: Eukaryota; Metazoa; Chordata; Aves; Passeriformes; Turdidae. The transcript has 2 exons.
AUGGUCACCACCACGGGCGAAGGCUCGAUGUACACCGUGGAGUCGGCGCAGCGGGCGAUGCAGGGCUCAGUGCAGCUGCUUGCAAGGGGGCUUUGCCUCCUGCACCGAGAGAUGUCUUGCUGCAGACCCUGUCCCCCACGGCCCUGCGGCCCCUGUGGCCCAACCCCCCUUGCAAGCAGCUGCACUGAGCCCUGCCUCGCCCGCUGCGCCGACUCCACGGUGUACAUCGAGCCUUCGCCCGUGGUGGUGACCAUGCCGGGCCCCAUCCUCACCUCUUUCCCUCAGAGCACAGCCGUGGGAUCCUCUCUGUCAGCUGCUGUGGGCAGCUCCCUCAGCACCGCGGGGGUUCCCAUCUCUUCUGGGGGCUCCCUUGGCCUGGGGGCGUCAGGCCUGUGUCUGCCUCUCUCCCGCUGCGGGCAGAUCUGCUGA